AUGAGCGAAGACCUCCUUAAUGAGGUCGAAGCAAUAAAUUCGAUUUACGGUGACCUCACCCUGAGCUCUGAUGUUGACGACCAUGGUGUUUACGUUCUAAAUCUCCCACAGCAUGCCGUCGCAUUACGGCUUCAAUUUCCAUCCGACUACCCAUCCGCACCACCGACCAUACUUGGUACGCAAAGCUCUGGAGAGAGAAAGGGAGAGGCCGCACAGUUUGUGGAGGAGUUCCGCGAUGCAGUGGGGAGGCUCUUUCAGCCAGGGGAGGUUUGCCUGUUUGACGCGAUUGAGGAGGUAAAUAGCAACCUGGCCGAGACGACGACAACGGACGAGGUGGAUAAUUCCGGAGAUGGAAAAAAGACAAAUGAACCCACAGAGUCGACAUCCAUACAGCAUGAUAUUCUUCCGACGUCUUCAAUUUCUCCUCCCUGGGUCCUCUCGGAAGUGGUCAUCGAAUUAAAGUCCGUUUUCGUCGCACGAUGCGCGCAAGUCUCUUCACCAGACCAGGCCACGCAGUAUCUCCAGCACCUGCUAGAUACAGACAAGAAAGUACGAUCCGCUACACAUAACAUUACGGCAUGGAGGAUCCAAGGCGAAAACGGGGUUACGUUUCAAGAUUGCGACGAUGAUGGGGAGACGGCGGCUGGUGGACGAGUCCUGCAUCUGAUGCAGUUGAUGGAUCUGUGGAAUGUUAUGGUGGUCGUCACGAGAUGGUAUGGAGGACACCAGUUGGGUCCAAAGAGAUUCAGUAUUAUCAAUACUGUUGCUCGCGAUGCUUUUGUGAGAGGAGGUUAUGUGAGGGAAGAUACGUCUGCGAAGAAAAAGGGGAAGCAUUGA
Molecule: messenger RNA, 837 nt
Organism: Glarea lozoyensis ATCC 20868
Lineage: Eukaryota; Fungi; Ascomycota; Leotiomycetes; Helotiales; Helotiaceae
Product: Ribosomal protein S5 2-like protein
Exons: 1
Coding region: 1-837 (278 amino acids)
Biological process (GO): regulation of translational initiation
Cellular component (GO): cytoplasm
Molecular function (GO): protein binding
Source: RefSeq, a predicted model, not a curated record